Messenger RNA from Branchiostoma floridae (Florida lancelet), 4653 nucleotides. RefSeq names its product E3 ubiquitin-protein ligase MIB2-like. Bases 196 to 3153 code for a protein of 985 amino acids. Gene Ontology annotation, cellular component: cytoplasm. The transcript has 20 exons. Lineage: Eukaryota; Metazoa; Chordata; Leptocardii; Amphioxiformes; Branchiostomatidae. Gene Ontology annotation, molecular function: zinc ion binding; protein binding; ubiquitin-protein transferase activity. Gene Ontology annotation, biological process: protein ubiquitination. The record is from RefSeq and is a predicted model, not a curated record.
UGAAUGGUAUCGCCCAAAGCGACUAGCCAGGAAACGAAGAUGUCGUCCUACACGGUUCUUGGAACUAGUGCAGCUCAUUUUCCUCCGCAAUUUCCGACGUUUUCGGCCACGUCAAGCUCCUAAAAACGCUACUGAAGUUCAGGGCACUGUGCUUUGAAAUGCUGUCUCCUUUCUUGAGGUUUAAGAAUUAAGAAGAUGGAGGUCGGGCUACGUGUCAUUCGAGGCCCCGAUUGGAAGUGGGCAAACCAGGACGAUGGCGAAGGCCACAUCGGAACCGUGGUGGAAAUUGGCCGACCGGGGAGCACGGCAUCCCCUGAUAAAACUGCUGUUGUCCAGUGGGACUCUGGGAUGCGUACAAACUAUCGUGUUGGCUACCAAGGGUCUUACGACCUCUUGGUGUAUGACAAUGCUCCCAUCGGUGUGAAGCACCCGAAUAUCAUCUGCGAUGAUUGCAAGCAGCACGGGAUACGCGGGGUUCGUUGGAAAUGUACAGAGUGCCAUGACUUUGACUUGUGUACAGUUUGUUACAUGAAGGACAAGCACCUUACGACCCAUCAGUUUGAAAGAUAUGAGACUGCACAGUCAGCUGGAGUACGAGUGCCCAAAAGACAUGGCUCUGUCAAAGUCCAGUCCAGAGGGAUCUUCCCUGGUGCACGUGUAGUCAGGGGACCAGACUGGGACUGGGGCAACCAGGAUGGAGGCCCAGGGAAUACUGGGAAGGUUAUCGAGAUCCGUGGUUGGGACAACGAAUCAGGGAAUAGCGUGGUUCAGGUCACCUGGUCGUCAGGGGCAACCAACGUGUACAGGCUGGGUCACAAGGGCAAGGUCGAUGUCAAGUACACCCAGGAUGCAACAGGAGGGUACUACUAUAAAGAUCACCUCCCUAAACUAGGUUACCACCAUCAGCAGACCAUCGUCAGCCACAUGGAGCCAGUCACCAGUGCAGCAGGACAAAACUUCCGAGUGGGAGACAAGGUGAAGGUUCAGCUUGAUGUGGACAUUCUCAAACAGUUGCAAGAAGGACAUGGCGGGUGGAACCCCAAAAUGGUUGAGUAUAUAGGAAAAGCAGGAACAGUCCACCGUGUGACAGAGAGGGGGGACAUCAGGGUUCAGUAUGAUGGCAGUUCCAACCGAUGGACCUUCCACCCAGCUGCUCUUACAAAGGUGGACAUGUUUUCAGUCGGUGAUACAGUCAGGAUUUCAGACAAGAUGGAGGAAGUGAAGAGACUCCAGGCUGGGCAUGGGGAGUGGACAGAUGCAAUGAGAUCAACCCUUGGCCAGCUGGGUACUGUGCAGAAGGUGUACCAUGAUGGAGACCUGAGAGUGCUGGUGAAUAGUCAGACAUGGACACUCAACCCCGCCAACAUCACCAUGGUACCCCGCUCUACCAUCGACACCAACAACACCAUGGCACCAGACAGGGAGCGCCACCAGAGCAACACUGUCCUCUCGCUGCUAGAACAGAUCAGAGCUAUCCAGGUGGACAACAACACCCCGGACAAACUGGUCAGCGAAGCAGCACAGGGGCAUCUUGGGAAGGUGCAUGAGCUGGUCACCAAGCACCCUGACAGGGUAGAUACCAAGAGUUCUGGGAAGACUGCACUUCAGGUGUCCUGCCAUCAAGGCUACCUGGACAUGGUCAAGGUUUUGAUUCUAGCUGGAGCCAGUCUGGAAGUCAAGGAUGAUGAUGGUGACACAGCCUUGCACUAUUCUGCAUUUGGAAACCAACCAGAGAUAGCGGAGUUGCUGCUGACGAAGGGCGCUAAUGUGAAUGUCACCAAUAACAGCGGGUGUGGAGCGCUGCACGUGGCCGUCAACAAGAGCCAUGUCCGCUGUGUCAGGGUGCUGCUGAACCACAACUGUAACAUCAACACACAGGAUUCCUAUGGAGACACGGCUCUGCAUGAUGCCAUUGCCAAGGAUAACAGGGACAUCUUAGACAUGCUGCUGGCAGUUCCGACCCUUGACCUUCAGCUGCGGAACAACCGUGGGUUCAACCCGCUGCACCACGCCUCCCUGAAGGGCAACAAGUAUGCUGCAGAGAAGAUCUUGGCCAUCUGCCCACAGCUGGUUGAUGAGAGGAAAGAUGACGGGUACUCGGCACUGCACCUGGCUGCUCUGAACGGCCACAAGGAGGUGGCAGAUGUGUUGAUUACACAGGGCCAUUGUGAGGUGAACAUCUUGAACAACCGGCACCAGACACCGCUGCUCCUGGCGGUGAGUCAGGGACACACCUCCGUCAUCGAGCUGCUGGUCUCACGGAGCGCCAACGUCAACAUGGAGGAUGAGGAGGGCGACACCUGCCUGCACCUGGCGCUCGUGAGACAGUCCGACAACACCAACCUCGCCAACUCACCGCAAGUCACAAGUACCUAUUCCCUUCCAUCCAAGAAGCUCUUGGCAUACCUCCCCUUCCAGGAGCCCCUGAGUGGUAUGGCCCAGUAUAUCUGGGACUCUGUGGUCAAACAGCUAUCCAACAUGAACAAACAGAUCCACUCCUCUAUGGGAAUUGUUGACACAGGAGGGAAUGCAGGAGCAGCCAUUGCCUGUUUCCUGGUGCAAGAAGGGGCCAAUCUCAAUGCUGCCAACCAGCGAGGCCAAACACCCAUGGACCUCGUCACGGACCCAAGAGUUAAAGAGCUUAUCCAACAGUUUGCCAGUGCCAGGAGGGACAUGGAAGCCAAGAGCUCACGGAGUCAUUCUGACGGAACAAGACCAGGUCCCUCCAACCAGUCCUCGAGAGAUCCCAGUCCCCUGGAUGUACAAGUUGACUGUACAGAGUGUAUAGUGUGUGACGACAACAUGGCCAAUGUCAAAUUUGAGCCUUGUAACCACACCAUUGCUUGUGUAGAGUGCUCUACCAGGAUGAAAAAGUGCAUCAAGUGCCAACAGCCCAUCACCAGGAAAGUCAAAAUAGACGGCCAGCCAGUAGAAGUCCAACCAACCAGAAACAUCCUCCCGGAAAAGGUUGUCGAGUUGGAACGGAAAGUACGAGAGAUGGAGGAGUCAGCACUCUGCAUGAUCUGCCUGGAACGGAAGCGUAACGUGGCGUUCCUUUGCGGCCACGCGACGUGCGAACAGUGCUCCCGUCCUCUCAAACACUGCCCCAUGUGUAGAAAGACCAUCACAAAGAAAAUCUCCCUCUACCUAUGACAGUAGUGCAUGAACAGUUAAUAUUUAUCUUUUUACUAACUUCAGCAUGCCACUAGCUGAACAUAUAAAUGAUGUGCAAAUUAUGCAGGCAGCCAACAGUUUUUGCAAGAAAGUGUUUUGGGUAUAUAGCAUGACUGCAGUACCAUGAUGGGUUUUUGAUUGGUUCCCUCUGGAUACUGUGCAUGUCAUUAUGUAUAACUUAAGUUCCCUCCUAUGUAUACAUUUUUCUUCCUUCCAGAAAGAUUACAGUUUAUGCGUGUAUGUACAAUGGUCUUGUUUGCAGGAAAAUUGAAUUCUAGAAAUGUGAGCAAUAUCAUCUCCCAUUUAACAUAUUUAUUGUUUGAAGUUUUGCAGAAUUCUCAUUCUUUUUCACACAUAAUGUUUUGACUAUUAGGGUUUGGACUAUUCAGACAUGUCAAAAUGUUGUUGAUGACUGUAGCACAUCACUGGAAGAAAACAUAUUUUUGACGAAAUUCUCAAAAGGUUUUAAAGAUAGGACUUUCACAUUUGCAAUACAAGUGCACAUGUAUCAGAUAAAGACAAAUUCUGCAGGUUUUUUGAAAAUAUGUACAUCAUUUGCACUAAUUCAGGAAAAGGUAGUAUCUCUUAAGUUCAAGAUUGGAAACUUGACACUUUUCAAUGCAGGACACCUCCCUGCUUAAAUAUUAAACUACCAUGAUAGCAUGUAUAUCAAUUAAUAAUUAAACCGCCAUGAUAACAUGUAUAUCAAAUUCAUCUUGUUUCUUUAUAUAUGCAUAUAUGAUUUCUCUUUAUACUUCAUUCGUGUCAGUAUAUUUCCAUGUGUAGCCAUGCAUUUUUCUUUACUCUCAAUCCCUUGGAGGAUUGGAAACUUGCUAUACUCUCUUUGAAAUGUAUAUGCUAUUAUGCCCCCCCCCUUCUUGUUAAAAAGAAGGAUAAAAUAAUGGCAAGUUGUGGUGUGAUCAAGCCUACUAUAUGCAAUAUGAAUCAAUAUUGGCUUGCAGUAGACCCUUGGUGUAGUUGCACAGUAAGUGUGAGUUUGAAAUUAUAUCUACAUAUAGGUCAUAAGAUAUUGGCCUUUUCUUUUACACAGCCAAAUUCUCCUUACCUACCAAUGUUUCAGUAGCCCAUCUGCUAGAAGGUGACAGACAGACUACUAAAAUGUUAGCAGGUAAGGAGAAAUUGUGUGUACAAAAAAUUUCCUAUUUUUGCCUUUAUUUUAAAGUCAUGGAUGAUGGCAAAGCAAUUAACAUGUUAAAUAGACGCCAAUAAACAGCAUGAUGGUAUUUUCAAAAAAUAUAUGCUGCAGAAAGAUGCUGAUUCUACAUUGUGUAUAUAGAUCUGUGCAAAGUUCUCUAUGUUAAACAUAAGAUUAUGCUUGUGAAUCUGCAACUUCUGUUAAGGUCUCAGAUAUUGAAGUGACAUUACAGAGUGUAGAUGUCAGUAUAGAUCCAAAGUUUUCUUCAGAAGUUAGUAUUUUGUGAUUUGUGAAGAAUAAAUAAAGUGAUCAUCUGUAAUAUU